AUGCAAUUCCUCCACCUCUUCGCCCCUCUCAUACUCAUCGUGUCCGCCAACGCGACCACACUCAAAUGGUUCGCCGGGGAGAACUGCACUGGCGCUCUCAUCGAGACGAGCAGCGACGUCCCUUCCGACGAAUGCAUUACCCAAUUCAAAGGAGGCGCGCGGAGCAUCGCGUGGACUGGUGUCAAGAACAACAUGAAGAUCGAGUUCUUCUCGACGGGAGGAUCCAACCUCCUCUGUGGCAACAAGCCUCUCGUCAGUUUGGACAGCUCUGGAUGCACAACCGCUCCAACUGGCUUCGAUUGGCGAAGUGUCAAGGUAGUCAAACGAGCAUAA
This is a messenger RNA of Mycena indigotica, 333 nucleotides long. RefSeq lists its product as uncharacterized. The coding region runs from base 1 to 333 and encodes 110 amino acids. Lineage: Eukaryota; Fungi; Basidiomycota; Agaricomycetes; Agaricales; Mycenaceae. The transcript has 2 exons. The record is from RefSeq and is a predicted model, not a curated record.